AUGCAAUUAAAAUCUCAUCUAAAUCCAAUAGAAAUGAGUAAAAUCAGGAGCCAGGUUUUACGAAAACAGAACAAAGACAAAAAGAAAAUACCUCCAACAACAUGGCGUAUUAUUAUUAUUAGCAUUAUUGUCGCACUGAUAUUGAGUAUAAUUGCUGUUGGUAUUUAUCUUGCUAUUCGUUUCAUAAGAUCAACAACAAGUACUACAAUAGUUGCGAAUCCUGUGCUGCGGUGGAAUGUAACAGGCAUUACUAUAGCUGGCAUCGGUGGUUCAGCUGGUGUGAACGCUAAUCAGCUUAAAUAUCCGCUCGAUAUUGCAUUGGGAUCAUCCAAUGCAAUUUAUGUUGCCGAUUGCUUAAAUAACCGUGUUCAAUAUUGGAAUAUUGGCAAUUCGAGUGGUACAACAGUCGCUGGACAGUCCAAUGGAAAUGCAGGCACUAAUGCAACUUAUUUACGCUGUCCCACUGGACUUUAUGUUGACUCAAACGAUAAUGUUUAUGUGUCUGAUUCUCAGAAUAAUCGUAUUCAACUUUGGAACCAUAGUGCAUCUAUUGGAACAAUGGUUGCUGGAACAGGUAUGAAUGGAUCCGCUAAUAAUCAACUUUUUAGUCCAUGUGGUAUUGUCCAAAAUCCAAGUACAAAAACACUUUAUAUCGUAGACUAUACCAAUCAAAGAGUCAUGAGCUAUACAUCGGGUGCUUCAACGGGUACUGUAGUAGCAGGAGGAAAUGGAUUAGGAACGAGUAAUAUACAAUUGAAUAAUCCUGUUGGGAUAUAUUUCGAUUCGUUUACCAAUAGUCUUCUAAUAGCUAAUCAUGGAGCUAAUAAUAUUGUUCGUUGGGUAUUAGGUGCAAGUAGUUGGACACUUGUUGCUGGUAAUAUUAAUGGAUCAUCUGGAAAUUCAUCAACGACACUAAAUUCUCCUGCUGCUGUAAUACUUGAUCCAAUGGGAAAUGUUUAUGUGGCUGAUAGUCUCAAUAAUCGUAUUCAAUUAUUUAUGUCCAGUCAAUCAGAAGGUAUAACUAUUCUUGGAAUGAUGAGCACAAAUAGCAGUAAUUUCACUCAGUUCGCGACUCCUUAUGCAGUACGACUAGAUAAUCAACUCAAUCUAUACGUUGUCGAUACGGGUAACAAUCGAGUUUUAAAAUUUUUACGUUAUUAA
Adineta ricciae is the source of this 1161-nucleotide messenger RNA. The record is from the annotation of a GenBank genome assembly. NCBI's taxonomy places the organism in Eukaryota, Metazoa, Rotifera, Eurotatoria, Adinetida, Adinetidae.